AUGUCGAAAAUCUUGCACACUUCGACGCCUCGGCUUGUCAGCGUCAAAUCUGCUUUAUUGAAUGCUGGGUAUCAGGUUUCAAUUAGCCACUGUGACCCUUUGGGCAUCAAGACGGAUGCCCCAAUUACGUUUCUUUGGGACAUCAUGAAAGAAUGGGUAUGUGCCACCAGCAUACAUUGA
Molecule: messenger RNA, 180 nt
Organism: Mitosporidium daphniae
Lineage: Eukaryota; Fungi; Microsporidia
Exons: 2
Coding region: 1-180 (59 amino acids)
Biological process (GO): tRNA N2-guanine methylation
Cellular component (GO): nucleus
Molecular function (GO): RNA binding
Source: RefSeq, a predicted model, not a curated record